This is a messenger RNA of Arachis ipaensis, 1449 nucleotides long. Lineage: Eukaryota; Viridiplantae; Streptophyta; Magnoliopsida; Fabales; Fabaceae. The record is from RefSeq and is a predicted model, not a curated record.
AACAACAUAGACGUAUACUUACAACCUCUUAUUAAAGAGUUAAAAGAGUUGUGGUAUGAUGGUGUUCAAACAUUAGAUAGGUUCAGGAAUGAAAUGUUUACAUUGUGAGCAGCAUUAAUGUGGACAAUUAGUGAUUUUCCAGGCCUUGGUAACUUAUCUGGGUGGAAUGUACACAGUAAAUAUGCUUGUCCUACAUGUAACUUCAGCACUGAUUCAUAUAGAUUAAAGCAUGGUGGAAAAUGGUGUUUUUUGGGGCAUCGCCGUUUCUUAGAAAGGGGUCAUAAGUUUAGGCUAAGUCGUGCAAAAUUUAAUGGAAAAGUUGAGUUGAGGGAUCCCCCAGCAGUACUAACAGGAUCAGAAAUAUUGGAACAACUUGAAGGAAUCAAUGUUUUAUUUGGGAAAGAACUACAGGAAAGUAAAGGUAAGAGGAUUCGACGAAAAGUUGUUGAAGAAGAUGAUGAAUCGGGGAUGUGGAGGAAGAAAAGCAUAUUUUUUGAUCUUCCUUAUUGGGAGUCUAACUUAUUGCGCCAUAAUCUAGAUGUUAUGCACAUUAAAAAGAAUGUUUGCGACAAUGUAUUAUACACUUUGCUCAAUGAGACUGGAAGGUCAAAGGAUAAUCUCAAAGCUCGUAAGGAUCUUAAAGAAAUGGGUAUAAGAAAAUAUUUAUGGCCAGAUGAAAAUGGGAGAUAUCAUCCAUCUUUGUUCACAAUGUCAAAUUCCAUGAAAGAUAUAUUCUUGCAUACUAUAAAGAAUAUUAGAGUACCAGAUGGUCUCUCGAGUAAUAUUUCACGGUGUGUUGACCUGAAGCAAAGAAAGCUUUCUGGAUUGAAGAGCCAUGAUUGCCACGUUCUUAUGCAGCAACUAUUACCCAUUGCCAUACGUAAUGUGCUGCCAGAUAAAGUUACUGCAGUGCUAAUAGAGUUGUCUUCAUUUUUUCAACAGUUGUGCUCUAAAAGCUUAAGUCUUACAGAACUUGAGAAGCUCCAACCUCGAAUUAUCCUUACCCUUUGUCAUUUAGAAAUGUUGUUCCCUCCUUCUUUCUUUACAAUCAUGGUUCAUUUAACUUGUCAUCUAGUUGAUGAAGCAAAACUCGGAGGACCAGUACACUAUAGGUGGAUGUAUCCUAUUGAGAGGUAUUUAGGUCAUUUGAAGUCUUAUGUACGAAACAAAGCUAAAUCAGAAGGUUCUAUAGCUGAGGGAUACGUGGCUGAAGAAGCUCUUACAUUUUGCUCUCGAUACUUAGAAGGGAUUGAGACAAGAUUUAAUAGGCCACCACGUGUUGAUGAUUGUCCGGAUGAUAAUUACAGUACACAUGUGGAUUCCCUUUUUCCACAAAUGGGGAACUCAAAGGGAGCUUUCACAGUAUUUGAGUUGUUACCUAUGGAAAAAAAACAAGCACAUCGAUAUGUGGUUUUAAAUUGUCCAUAUGUCAAACUGUUCAUUGAGUAA